CACAAGGUGAAUUCAGUUAUUUAUAUUUAGAAGUGUUCUUAUUUACAGAUCACACAGUGCACACUACAACGCAUAAAAUAAAAAAUUACUAGCAAUGAUGCUUACAGUCUUGCUAGUUGUACCCCUGGUACUUUUUCUCUUUUGUAGUGACUACUGUAAAAGUGCUUUCCAAAUUUUCACUCGGGACCUCAAAUUCAUCACAAAUGUCCUACUAUUCAAAAUUCGCUUCAGAUCACUAGAAAAGAAGGAAACGGUAGCUAAAAUUUUCACCAGUAUUCUUUCCAAACAUUCUCACAACGUGGCUUUUUAUUUUGAAGAGCAAAAGUGGACAUUCUUAGACGUGGAAAUAUAUAGUAACAAAAUUGCACACUUUUUCAAAAAAGAAGGAUACUCAAGAAACGAGAUUGUGGCUCUUUUUCUAGAAAAUAGACCCGAGUAUGGAUGCAUUUGGCUCGGUUUAGGAAAAAUUGGGGUAGUUUCUGCGCUUAUCAAUACAAAUCUAACUGGCGAGGUUCUGCUACAUUCUAUCAAAACUGCAAAAGUUGGAGGAAUAAUUUAUAGUUCUACUUUGAAAAAUGUAAUUGGAAUCAUCGCUGAAAAAAUACCAAACAUAAAACUUUAUCAAUUGAAUGACAAAAUUGAAACCUGUAAUUUGUUAAGAGGUGCUGUAGAUCUAACAACAAAACUCAAAACACAAUCGGAAUCUUCCCCCACGGAAGACAUAAACAAUGGAAAACUUACAGACAAGUUACUUUUGAUAUACACUUCAGGUACUACAGGGUUGCCCAAAGCAACUGUGCUUACAAAUAAAAGAAUUAUAUUCGUAAAUGUUGGAGCAAGUACUUUUGCAAAAUUGAGUUCAGACGAUAUCGUAUAUACCUGCUUGCCUUUUUACCACGGCUCAGCUGCAGCUGGAAUAACUUGGUGUUUCUUAUUUGGUCUAUCUGUAGUGAUAAAAAAGAAAUUUUCUGCAUCAAACUUCUGGAACGACUGCGUCAAAUACAAGUGCACGGUAUUCCAGUACGUAGGCGAAAUAUGUCGUUAUAUACUGGCAGCACAUAACGACACCGAGUUCCACGUCCAACACCAUGUUAAAAAAAUUAUGGGUAAUGGUCUUCGACCACAAAUUUGGGAAAAGUUUGUCCGCAAGUUUAAUAUCAAACAAGUAUUUGAGGUUUAUGGAUCCAUUGACGGAAACACGACCAUAAUAAACACUGAAAACAAAGUUGGAGCGGUGGGUUUUUUUCCCAGAUGGGCUUCAUUUAUUUCACCAGUUAAACUGAUCAAAUGUGACGAAGAAACAGGAGCGCCGAUCCAAGGAAGUGAUGGAUUUUAUCAGUUAUGUAAGACUGGAGAGCCUGGAUUGUUGAUAGGGAAUAUCGAUUUUAAAAAUAAUAUGACUGGUUUUUUUGGAUAUCAAGAUAAAACAGAUACUGAAAAAAAACUGUUGAGGAGUGUUUUCAGAACUGGUGGUGUCUACUUUAAUUCGGGGGACAUUCUGGUUCAGGAUGAGUCAGGCUAUUUUUAUUUUAGAGAUAGAACAGGAGAUACCUUCAGAUGGAAAGGAGAAAAUGUAUCAACUUCCGAAGUAGAGGCUGUAAUAAGCAAUCUUCUCAAUCUUGAAGACGCAGUGGUUUACGGUGUAAAGGUACCAUUCCAUGAAGGUAGAGCUGGAAUGGUAGCUUUGAUAGAUCGUACACAGUCAUUUAACGUGAACAAUUUUUAUGAUAAUUUGAACCAUUAUCUUCCUAUGUAUUGUAUUCCACUGUUUGUAAGAGUGGUGAGAUCUGUAUCAUUAACUGGUACUUUCAAACUAUUGAAGGUAGAUUUGCAAAGGGAAGGUUUCGAUGUUGGAAAAAUCAAAGACAAGAUGUUUGUGUAUGAUGUGAACAAAAAGUCCUUCGUGGAUCUAAAUGAAAAGAUGUAUGAUGAUAUUUUGACUGGGAAGAUUAAAUUUUAACAUCAAUAACUAAUGGUAUCAUGUGUAAAAUAAAUAAUAGCAAAUCAGUGUUAUAAUUAAA
Molecule: messenger RNA, 2021 nt
Organism: Zophobas morio
Lineage: Eukaryota; Metazoa; Arthropoda; Insecta; Coleoptera; Tenebrionidae
Product: long-chain fatty acid transport protein 4-like
Exons: 10
Coding region: 95-1960 (621 amino acids)
Biological process (GO): triglyceride homeostasis
Cellular component (GO): endoplasmic reticulum
Molecular function (GO): long-chain fatty acid-CoA ligase activity; long-chain fatty acid transmembrane transporter activity
Source: RefSeq, a predicted model, not a curated record